This is a messenger RNA of Anopheles nili, 3678 nucleotides long. RefSeq names its product F-BAR domain only protein 2. The transcript has 15 exons. Bases 1 to 3204 code for a protein of 1067 amino acids. The record is from RefSeq and is a predicted model, not a curated record. Gene Ontology annotation, biological process: clathrin-dependent endocytosis; clathrin coat assembly. Gene Ontology annotation, cellular component: clathrin-coated vesicle; plasma membrane; clathrin-coated pit. Lineage: Eukaryota; Metazoa; Arthropoda; Insecta; Diptera; Culicidae.
AUGACCGUCGACUUCAAUGAUUAUUUUUGGGGCGAGAAAAACAACGGCUACGAGGUGCUGUACCAGAAUAUGAAGUAUGGCUUGUCGGCGACGAAGGAGCUGGCUGAGUACUUUCGCGAGCGCUCGAACCUCGAGGAGUACAACUCGAAGCUGCUGACGAAACUGGCCAAUAAGGCAGGUUCGAGCGGUGGUGGCACGUUUUCACCGCUCUGGAUCAUCCUGAAGUCCACGACGGAGCGCCUGUCGGAGUUGCACGCGCAAAAGGUACAGAAACUGACGGAGCUGGUCAAGAAUGUCACAAAGUACGCGGAGGAUCUGCACAAGAAGCAUAAAUCGGUGAAGGAAGAUGAAUCAGGAACGCAAGACGCAGUGCAGGCGAUGAAGGAUUCGACGACCGCCGUUUCCAAGGCAAAGGACGUUCACAAUGCACGCCUGCAGGAAGUAGAGAAAGCACGUAAAGAGAGCUCAGCCAAGGAGAUCGAAAAAUCGGAAGCGAAGCUACGCAAGCACCAGGAUGAUUACAAAGCGUUGGUGGAGAAGCACAACAUAAUCAAGCAGGAGUUUGAGAAGAAAAUGACAAUAACAUGUAGGCGUUUUCAAGAAAUGGAGGAAGCACAUUUGAAACAAAUGAAGGAGUUCCUCUCCUCGUACAUGGACAUUGUGCAGAACAACUUCGAUCUAGUUGGGCAGGUUCAUUCGGAUUUGAAGCGCCAGUUUCUGGAGCUGACCGUGGACAAACUGCUGGAGCAGUUCGUCCUUAACAAGUACACCGGGCUGGAGAAGCCAGAGCUAAUUGAGCUUGAUUUUGACGCCGGUACUGCCGGAUCCGCUGGCACCGGUGGCAAUAACAGCCAUCAGCUGUUAGUGAACGCCACGGGUAUGGUGCCGGGCAGCAGUUCGCCAGCACCGUCCUCGCUCGCCGGUGGCUUGCUCGAAUCACCUACUCUGUCGGCCACCAGCUCUUCGCAACCGAUCGCCAUUGGCGCGACCACCGCCAAGAAGGAAAGCCAUCUCCGAUCUUGGUUCAGCUCCAGUUCUACCGCUGCCGUGCCCACCAACUCGCCGGUCAACCUGUCCACCUCGCCCACAGCCACCUCGGUAGGCAGCGGGCAUCGGUACGACACCGCAAUGGAUAUGCCGGUUCAGCAGCAACAGCAGCAGCAGCAGCAGCAACAACAUCAUCAUCAGUUGUCCGCCAUGCGCGCUCUUUCCCCGGUGCCGUCGGUGCUGCAGGACGGUAGCGUUUCCGGAUCCGCACAAAGUACGGGCAAAAACUCAAUCUCCGGUUUUUUGCGCAGCAGGCGAGAGAAGGCCAAAUCCAAAAAGGCCAAAAAGAAAAAGGAUUCUGCAGAAAAUUCUAGUGCCAAAGAUGAAAAUAUCCUGGAUGGGGACAGCAAAGGAGAAGCAACGAAUGCAGACAGUACCUCUAACUUGCAGACCACUUCCGCUAUCAGCGCUUCAAAUGUAGCUCCUACGGCAACACCAGAGGUGGAUGAGGAUGGUUACAGCAUACAACCGCGAGAAACUACCUGGGACAGUGCGACGAUUACUGAAAAGAGCAAUAAUUUCUACUCUAGCUCGGAUAGUGACAGCGAGGACGAACGAGAGGAAAAGAAAAUUCAUGUAGAAAUUAAGCCGUUGAAUAAUGGGGUAGCCCCGAUUUCUGCCAGCGUUGAUGAAUUACGUGCAACAGUGGAAAAUUUAUCUCUUUCCCCGAUCGGUAUUCUGACUUCGCAACAACAACAACAGCACCACCAACAGCAUCAAUUUCAGCACCAACUGCAACAGUCGCAUCAGCCCGUGCAGGCACAUGGUUUGCAGCAUCAAAUGUCUGUUGGAAAUGCUUCACUUUUGAACAAUAACGCCACUCACCUCACUAGUCCUAACGCAUCGAAUGCCUCAACGCCUACAACGGUACAUCCGUACGCGCCAUUACAAAGUCCUACACUGUCGAUGUCCACCAGCUCCAACAAUCGGUACGCCGAUUUGGGUGAUAUUUUUUCCGAGGUGGGCGAUAUAAGCAUAUCGGCACCAGCUUCAGCUAAUCUAACAAAACUUACACAACGACAAAUUCCAACUCCUACGUCAGCCGGUGGCAGUAGCAUCGCCAUACCAAGGCCACCAUCUAGAAGAUCAGAAGCGGCUGUCGCUCGCGAUCGUGUCAGUCCAGCAUCGCAAAUCGCUCGGGCGGAUAGCGUCGGUAGCUUGGAAUUCCGAAGUCCCAGCGUUGGUAUUGGGUCCUCGCGUGGGCCAUCUCCCUUGACGAUCGGCAUGUCCGAUACGAUUCCAUUAGCUGUAGCAUUCCACGAAAUAAUCCAUGCCUACUUCAAGGGAGCGGAUGAGUCCCGGUGUCAGGUUAAAAUGUCCGGCGAUAUGAUGAUUUCGUUUCCAGCCGGCAUCGUUAAUGUAUUAAUGAAUAAUCCGAAUCCGGCUAAGCUCGGCUUUCGCAUCAAGAAUCUCCAAAAUCUCGACAACGUCCUACCCAACAAGCAGCUCAUUACGAUUGAUCGGCUGCAGUCAACUACAUUUAGUACGACGCUCGAAUUCAACAUGCCAGUAUUAACGGCAAUGUUGCGGCGACAGGCUGAGCAGAACCCUACUGCACCGCAUAUUAACGUAGAUAUACUGAAGUAUCAGAUCAAGGCCAAACCGGGAGCAUCCUCCUGUCCGUUUCAACUCGUGUCUUACUGGAAGUGUGAGCAACGACACACGGAUAUUAAAAUCGACUAUAAAUACAAUUCCCACGCGAUGGCGCAGCCUUCUCCGCUACUAAACGUAUCUAUAUCCGUGCCUGUAGACGGGAGCGUUAAAAACGUACAAUCGAAACCACAUUCGGCAUGGCAAGGGGAAUCGAAUCGGUUGGUGUGGAACUUUACAGAUAUAUCGCAACAUUCUGAGAGCGGGGGUGUAGACACACUCCGAGCACGACUAGAAGUUGGUUCGGGUCCUUCAAAUCCUGCGAUUAUUUCCACACAAUUCAAUUGCGAGGGAACGACGCUUUCUGGCAUUGAAUUCGAAUUAGCUGGCACGGGAUAUCGACUAUCACUUGUUAAACGGAGAUUCGUAUCAGGAAAAUACAUUUGCGAAGGUGAUGGUGUCCGGACGACCAAAACACCUACCCCACCGAACGUUUCGGGCGUUAUGUCACCGAUACCGUUUGGUAGCAAUAAAUCUGCGAACUCGUCCGGUGGCCCAUCCGGAUAGUAUCGAUUUGUUUUCUACUAGAUCAAAAUCAUCUUAAUUUCGUGCCCUUUUGCUUGUGAAGCGGAAAUUGAAGCAAAAGAACCUACACUGGAUGGAAGUUACCAUUGAUAAUUUUGCUAACUGAAGACCCCGUCCACUCGUCUAGAGCUACCAUUAUGACCAUCAUGCUAGCGAAAUGCGGUAGUUAUUGUACGAGAACACCAUCUACUUGCAUUAAGAAAUGUAAAUGGUACAACUUGAUUUGAAGGACGUUCUUUUGAAACUAGGGUUGACGAGCGAACGAAUCGGAAUGAAUAAGCCGUGCAAUGGUUAGAUAUAACAAUUCUCCGUUGCUUUGGAGAGAAUGGGAAAUCAGCCAAAACAAGCUGAAGUAUACCAGCGGAACUGAUGUUAGGAUCAGCAUGAAAAAUAGUUAGCCUUUGUAUGUGCGUAUGGUGCCUUUCUUUUUUAGUGCAAACCGUCGCCGGUUCGUCG